Molecule: messenger RNA, 507 nt
Organism: Leptosia nina
Lineage: Eukaryota; Metazoa; Arthropoda; Insecta; Lepidoptera; Pieridae
Source: the annotation of a GenBank genome assembly
AUGGCGGCGAAGUUUCUUGGAGAACCUUCGAAAGUCAUAACGGGCAGCCACGACCGAACCUUAAAAAUAUGGGAUCUUAGGAGUAGAAUGUGUACAGAAACGAAAUUCGCGGGAUCGUCUUGCAAUGACCUCGUGACGUCAGACGGCGCAGGCUCAACUAUAAUUUCCGGCCACUUCGACAAGCGGAUACGAUUUUGGGACAUACGAACAGAAAUGUCUGCCAAUCACAUUAUGCUCCAGGGCAAGGUCACCUCGCUCGAUCUCAGCAGAGAUAGCAAUUACUUGUUAGCCUGCGUCCGGGACGACACGAUACAACUCAUAGAUUUACGAAUGAACACUAUAGUACGAUCAUUCAGUCAUGACUCAUUUAAAGUGGGCUGCGACUGGUCAAGGGCGGCCUUUGGCCCGGGCGGAAGGCUGCUUGCGGUGGGCGCGGCAGACGGCGCGGCCUAUGUCUGGAACACUUGUACGGGAAAACUCGAAGCGGUACUCAAAGAUCAUUCGUAA